Messenger RNA from Plasmodium relictum, 5202 nucleotides. RefSeq names its product histone deacetylase 2, putative (gene HDA2). Gene Ontology annotation, biological process: inositol phosphate biosynthetic process. Lineage: Eukaryota; Apicomplexa; Aconoidasida; Haemosporida; Plasmodiidae. The coding region runs from base 1 to 5202 and encodes 1733 amino acids. The transcript has a single exon. The record is from RefSeq and is a predicted model, not a curated record. Gene Ontology annotation, molecular function: kinase activity.
AUGAAAAGCAAAAUUUUAAAUAAGAGUACCAAAAAUGAAAAUAAAAAUAUUUUAAUUAAAAACGAUAAUUUAUCUCAUUUAAAAAAUCCCAAUAAAAAAUUGACAUACAACAAUUUAUUUAUCGAAAAAUGUAGCGGUCUAAAUGAUGUUAAUGGAAAUAUAAAGGAUUCAUAUUUAAUGAAAAAAAUUAAAGCCAAUGAUAACAAAAAAUUUAUUUUAGAUUUAAAGGAUUUAUGUCAUAAAGAAAUAUACAUAAAUAAUUUAGGUAAUUUAAAUAUAGAGAAUUUUAAGUCAGAAAAUACGCUAAAUAUUCCAAAUUAUAAAAAAAAAAAAAAAAAAAAUUGGGAUCCUAUUGAUGAAAAAGAAACAAAUUAUAUAGAUAUUAGUAAUGCUAAUAGUGACAAUUUAUAUAUAUUUGAAAAUGUGAAUAAAAAAUUCAAUAAAAGAUUAAAGCAUAAGUGCAAAAAUAAUACUAUAAAAGAAAAUUUUAAAAAUACAAAAAAGCACUGUUCUAAAAUUUGGAAAGAUGAUGAAAACAAUAAAAAGAAAGAUAAAUUACAAAAAUUAUAUAUUUCUAUAAAUAAAAAUGCUCAAAAAGAAACUCAAGAUAAUAAAAAUUUCUGUAGAAAUAUUUUCGGAAUUGAUGACAUUAGUUAUAAAGAAUGCCAAAAUGAACUUACUUAUAAAAUAUGUGAAAAAAAAAGGAAUUGCAAUAAUAUAUAUGGUAAUAAUAAUACUAUAUAUAAAAAAUCUGGAAAUAAUAACGAAAGUAAUUUUUUUAAAUUGGCAGAUGAUGAUAAAAAUAACCACUUAAAAUUGGGAAAUAAUCAUAAAAAUGAUUCUUUUGAAAUAAUAAAUAAUAAUGCAGAAUAUGAUUGUAUAGGUUUCGUAUGUGAUGAAGAAUAUAUGUGUGAAAAUUUUCAUUUUGAUGAAGAUCAUGUAGAAAGUCCUGAUAGAAUAAAAUGUAUUAUAAAAGAAUUAAAAGAAAAAAGUGUUAUAAAUAAAAUGAUUCAAAUAAAGUGCAGAGAAGCUUUAUUCGAUGAAAUAAAGCAAUGUCAUUCAAGUAGGCAUAUUAAUAAUAUUUUUUAUUCAUUGAAAAAAAAAUUAAAAUAUAAAAAGAAAAGAGUUAUAUACCCUUUUGACAAACAUGAUACUUAUUAUACUUCACAUACGGGAAUUGUAUCUAAAAGAGCUAUUGGAGGAUUGUUAAAUUUAUGUGAUGCAAUUUUGUCUGAUAAAAAUGAGAAGUUUAAAUUUAUUGACUUUAAAAAAUCAAUUCUUUAUAAUUAUAAUUUUUUUAAAAAUGUUUCCCAUAAUAAUAUAAAUAAAUAUGAGGGAAGUAAAAUAAAUAAUUUUAUUCAUUUAAAGCGUUCUGAGUCGGAUAGUAAUUUACAUAUUAGAGAAAAAUCAAAAAAUAAUAUAUUUACUGAGCAUUGUGAAAAUAGCAUAUUUAGAAACCAAGAUAUCUAUAUAGAAAUCUGUAAUAAUAACGAUAUUUAUUAUGAUAAUAAUUAUAAAGUUGAUAAUAAUUAUUAUAAAGAAAAUUUCAUUAAUGCGAAACCAGAAGGAAACCCAAUAUAUAGUGGCUUAGAUAACAUAUAUAAUAUACAAAACUAUAAAAUGUUUAAAAAAAAUUAUCGCAGUUAUUCUACUAGUAUGUUUAACAUGAAUGAUUGUAAUAAUAAUAAUUCUUUUACUGAUAUAACUUGCGGUUUUGCUGCAAUUAGACCUCCUGGCCAUCAUUGUAGUAAAAAUAACUCCUCUGGAUUUUGUAUUUUUAAUAAUAUAAGUAUUGCUUGUAAAUAUAUAUCUAAAAAAUAUGGGAUUAAAAAAAUUUUUAUUUUUGAUUGGGAUGUGCAUCAUAACAAUGGAACACAAGAAAUAUUUUAUAGUGACAAAGAUGUCCUAUGCUUUUCUAUACAUAGAUUUGACAAAAAAAAAGUAAAAAUAAAUAAGAAAAAAAAUAACACAAAAAAUGCAAACGAAAAUUCUAAUAAUAAAAAUAUGAAAAAGAGCAAUAAGAAAGCAAAAAAAUCAUGUAAAGUAAAUGAAGAAAAUUUGUUUUUUCCAUGUAGUGGAGCAAAAAACGAAUUAGGAGAUAAAAAUGGUUAUAUGUUUAAUAUUAAUGUACCAUUAGAAAAAGGAUAUAAUAAUUGCGAUGUUUAUUAUGUAUUUAAAUAUUUACUAAUACCAAUGUUGAAAAAAUUUCAACCUGAAUUUAUUUUUAUAUCAUGCGGUUUUGAUGCAUCCGUUAAUGAUCCAUUAGGAGAAUGCAAUCUUACUCAUAAUUUAUAUCAUUGGAUGACUUUACAAUUAAAAAAUUUUGCAAAUAUUUUUUGUAAUGGUAGAAUUAUUUUAGUUUUAGAGGGAGGAUAUAAUUUGAAUUAUUUACCUAAAUGUACUUUGGCAUGCAUAAAAGCAUUAAUUAAAAAAAAUACUAACUCCAAACAAGAAAAUGCCAUAAAAAAGUUACAUUCUAGUAAAUAUAUGAAAAAAAGUUCAAAAGAGAUACUUAUGAAUAAGCAAAAUAAUAUUUCAUUUGAAACUAAUAUUAGUAAUAAAUUCUAUUCUCAUUCAUCUACAAAAAAAUUUUAUUAUAACCCUGAAAAUUUUUUAGAUAAAAAAACAAAUAUUGAAAAUACAAAUGUAUUUAAUUUAGAUAACUUUUCCAAUUGCAUUAAUUUUAACUAUAACUUAAAUAAUGAUACACAAAAUAAUUUUUACAAACUAAGAAAUUAUUUGGAUUGCUACAACAAAUCUAUAGAAUUAUAUAAUAAAGAUACCCAUAUAAAUACAACGUCAAAAAAAAAAAAAUUAUUAGCAACUAGUAAAUUGCAUUAUUCUACAUAUAAAGUUAUAAAAUAUUUUUCAUGUAUAUUAAAAGGAGAUCCUUUUCAUUUGGAUAUAAAACUACCGCCAUAUAAUUAUUUCAUAAAGAAAGAAGUUGCAAUAUAUAAAAAUAAAAAAAAUCCUAAGGAAACAAUAACUAAAGAUAAACUAAAAAUGGAAAAUAAAUUAUUUGAUAAUUAUUGCAGCAGUGGAAUUAUUAAUCUAAUAAAUCUAAAAGAAAAUAAAAUAAAACUAAAUGAUUUUACUCAAAAAUGCAUAAAAUAUUCUUCAGAAUCAUCAACAACAAUAUCGAAUAUAUCUCAUAGGGAUUUAUGCAUAUCUAAUGACGAAACAGAAUAUGAUACUUCAUACAGCUCCAAAAACAGCAAAAAAAAAGUUAUAAUAUUAAAUAGAUUAAAAUUAAAGAUAGGUAAAGAUAUUAAUGCUUCGUCAUAUUUUCCAAUUAUAAAUAUGGAAAAAAAAGGUAAAGAAAAGAAAAAAAAAAAAUCAAAUUAUAAUAUAAUUGAAAAUUUAAAUAAAAAUGUGGAGACAUGGGACUUAACAAAUUUAGGAAAUAAUGAUCAAACAAAUUAUUCAGAAAUUAAUGAUUUAAACAAUAGCUCUAUUAAUUGCGAUUUAACUAAUUUAAAAUAUAAUGAAGAACAAAUGAUGAAUUCUUUUAAGAUGUAUACAAAAAGAAAAAAGGGUUUUAUUUUUUUCUUUGGAAGUGGGCAUAAGAAUCAAUGGAUUUUGCCAGUUCACAAAAAAAUAACAAAAAUAAUAAAACUGUGUUCAGAAUCGGAAGCUUAUUUUUAUGCCUGGUUAUAUUUAUGUUGCAGAAAAAAAAUAUGUAUUGCAAAAACAAAAGAAAAUUACUCGUCCAUAUUAGAAGAUAAAGAGAAAAUUUGUAGCAUUCCUAUAUACAGAGAAUUUUCCGAUGACAAAAUAAGAUUAGCAAAACAAUUUUUAAAAUUUACUGUUCCUUGUUAUUAUGUUUUUCUAAAAGAAAAUCAGAUAAAUGAAUUAAAUAAUGAGAAGAUUACAAAAACAUAUUUUUCUAUUGAAAAAAACUUAUAUGACUCAAUGGAUACAUACACUGACAAAUGUAUAUCAGAAAUCUUAAAAAGUAUUCACCCUAUUAAAAAAAAUUAUAAUAGUAGUAAAAAAAAUUACACAAUUAAUCCUACUGAAUUAAUAAAUGUAAAUGAUUUAAAAAAAAAUUGUACAAAAGAAGAUACUAGCAAAAAAAAUUAUGCUUGCAAGCAAGAUGAAAAUAAAGCAAAAAGUUUUAAGCAAAGCAUUAUGCCAACUGUAGAUGAAAAUAUUAUGAAUCUUCACAAUAAAAGCUAUAAUUUUUUCAAAUCAAGUUAUAAUGAAAAAAACAACGUAGGAAAAAAUGCGUGCAUAACUGAUAUUGAAUAUAAAAAUAGGAUCAAAAAAAAAAAGAAAAAAAAAAAAGAAAAAACAGAAUGUGAUUUAAUGAAUAGUCCUAAAAAGUCUUUAAAAAAAGAAAAAAAAGCUGCUAUUUGUCUAAGUAAUGUAUUAAGUACUAUGAGACAUCCUUGUGUUAUCGAUAUAAAAAUGGGCAUUCGUUUAUAUGGAGAUAAUUGCAAUAAGGAAUCAAUUCAGAAGAAAAUUGAAAAAGCUAAGAAUAGAUCUUGUUUAUCACAUGGAUUUCAUUUAACGAGUUUGAUAGGUUGGUGUAAAAAAAAAAAGAAACCUUUCUUUAUAUCAAAAGAAGAUGCACAUUCUAUUAAGAAUGAUGAUGAUUUUGUGAAUGCUUUUAUUUCAUACUUUUUUGCAUGUGAUAAUAUUUGUCUUUCUAUUCUUUUAAUAAAAAAAAUAUUAUUAAUAUUAGAAAGGAUGAAGAUUUUUUUUGAAAAUCAAAACUAUUUUGCUUUUUAUGGAUCAAGCUUAUUAUUUGUUUUUGACUCAGAUCCCUCCAAAAAUAAAAGUGAAUAUAUUAGUGAAAAGAAUGUUAAUCAAAUAAAUUUAUUAUCAUCACAAGACAAUAAAAGUAAAAAGGAAACUUGUAUCAAUGAAAUAAAAAGAAAUGAAAGAAGAAAACAAGAAAAAAAUUAUAAUAAUGAAAGGAAAAAUUAUGAAGAAAUAUAUGACUUUAAGGAAGAAAUUGAAAAACUUUUUGAAGAGUCGUUAACUAAUGAAGAAAAAAAGAUAUAUAUGGAUAAUAAAUUAAAUACAAAAAUAUUAAAAAGCGCUGAUGUAUAUAUAAUUGAUUUUGCUCAUGCAAGUUUAAAUACAAAUGAAAAGGAUGAAGGGUUUUUAUUAGGAAUAAUAUCUCUUCAUCGUAUUUUGAAAAAAACAAUCGAAAAAAUCAAAAAUUUUCACUUAAAUAAUAAUUUGGAUCUGUGA